GGAGGAGCUCAGAGGGGCUGGAGGCUGAGCUCCAUUCACAGGUACACACUGGUGGGGAGUCUGGGUGGUGGCAGUCAGAGCAGGUCGGGGGGGGGGGGGUGGCAGUGGCAGUCAGCCAGGGCAGGGGAUGUGAGGGGGGGGGGGGGGAUUGUUUCCUAAACCUUAACCUGAUUCUCUGCGCUGGGAGCACAAGUGUCUUCUGUUUGCUGCUCAGAGUGGCGUGCGCAGGAUGGAUGCCCCCCACGGCCGAGGUCAGCUUUCUCAGUGCCCCUUCCAGCAGCAGUUUCCACUGACUUUCUUCACCUUCUUGUGUCUCUUCCUCACCCCGCACUUCUUGUGUGCGAAGCCCGCUGUAGCUCCACUGGUGGCUGGCCAGCCUUUCCUCGUCUUCUGGAAUGCUCCGACACAGCAGUGCCACACCCGGCACCAGGCACCCUUAGCCUUGCAUAGCUUUAAUAUCCUCUCAAAUCAAGGGCAGGCUUUUGCGGGAGAGUGGAUUACCAUCUUCUACUUUGACCAGCUUGGCUUGUACCCAUACUAUACAGAAAAGGGGGUGGCAGUGAAUGGUGGCUGCCCACAGAACUGCAGCCUAUAUGAACAUAGCAGCAAGAUGCAUGAAGACGUGCUGCGCGCUCUGCCCUGGCCCUACUUCUCAGGGCUGGCAGUGGUGGAUUGGGAGGAGUGGCGUCCUCAGUGGACUCGUAACUGGGCGAGCAAGGAGAUCUACCAAAAGAAGUCCCGUGAGCUGGUGAGAACACUCUACCCUGACUGGCCGGAGAGCAAGGUGACCCAGCAGGCAGCCUGGGAAUUCAGCGCAGCUGCCCGUCGUUUUAUCAGUGAGACCCUACGCCUUGGCCGGAUGCUGCGACCUACAGGCCUGUGGGGGCUGUACCUCUACCCAGACUGCUACAAUUAUGAAUUUAAAAAGGGGCUAGUAAACUAUACUGGUCGCUGCCCCCCUCUAGAGGUGCAGCGCAAUGAUGACUUGACCUGGCUCUUUGAAGAGAGCCGAGCCCUCUACCCUUCCAUCUAUCUGGCUGAAGAGCUGCAAUCUGCCCCUCAGAGUCGCCUCUUUGUGCGUGCCCGGGUGCAGGAAGCCCUGCGGGUGGCAGAUCUGCCCAGCUCCCCCACAUCACUUCCUGUGUUUGUCUACACUCGGCCUUUCUACUCCUACUCCCUGACACCCCUCACACAGGUAGACCUUGUGUCCAGUAUUGGGGAGAGCGCUGCCCUCGGAGCCAGCGGUGUUGUCCUCUGGGGUGGGAUUGAUUACUCGCGUAAUCAGGACAAUUGCCUGAAACUCAGCGACUACCUGGAACGCAUCUUGGGCCCUUACAUCACCAAUGUCACCAUGGCAACCAGGCUCUGCAGUCAGCUCUUGUGCUCCGGGAGGGGCCGAUGCCUGCGGCGGGAUCCCAGUGCAGAUGUCUACCUCCACCUGGACAGCCAGAACUUCAGGGUAGCAGUAGACCUCAGUGGUGAGGAGCCCCGGGUCUCUGUCAUUGGACGGCUGGGUGGAACAUCGAAGGCACGCAUGAAGGCUGACUUCCGCUGCCAUUGCUACCAGGGCUGGACUGGAGAGGCCUGCCAGAGAACAGACAGCCUUGGAAGCAGGACGCUUGCCAAUCCCUACCUUUUGGGCACCUUUCUGGGCAUGACAUUAACAUGGCAGCUGGUAGAGUGGUUCAGCUGUUGAUCUACAUCACCACUGUUGCCCUACCCUAGGACUCAUGCUGUGACUUCUUGAUACUUGACAUGCCUUAAAGAGUGCCAGCUGCCCCUAUAAUCCACUCUUCUGCAUCCUGAGCUGGCACUGCCUUUCCUGUCUCAGGGAGACACGGCCUGAAAAGUAUGCAGCCACCUUAGUGCUUGUAGAUAAUAAAGGAUUUUCAAUAAAGACUGGUUGAGGACUUUGACAGGCUGACUACGUCAUUUAAUAAAUUGGUUAAAAUGUAAUUAAAUUUAGUUUAAUUCAUUAAAUUACAUCAAAAGCAGAAGUAUACUUACUACCAGAGCAGGGACUGUCAUGGUAGUGAAGAGGAUAUACGGAUGUCUGUCAAGGGAUCUUAAAGAUGUGGCUCUGCUGAAGUAGCGAUGAGCUUCAGUGCCAUGGACUGAAACCUCUUAAUAGACCCCUUAAGGACCCCUCUGUGUGUGAGCCUCACAUUGUGUAGACAUCCCCUGAGACCAGCUUGUGUCACAGCUUCACAGAGCAGCACCAGACGUUGAAUGCCCUCCUGUUAGUAACUGGCCGUAGUAGACGCUACCAGUGGCUUUGUGCCAGCCUGUCUUAGAGAUUGGUGUUCAUUUUGUGAUGCGGGACAUCCAACAGCAGGGCCCGCUUCUCAAGAAAUUCACUCGUGUCUGCAAGAGCUGUGUGCAUACCGUGUGCGCGUGUAACAGCAUGUGGGAAUGUCUGAAGGCACGUGUGUGG
Messenger RNA from Erpetoichthys calabaricus (reedfish), 2434 nucleotides. Its product is annotated as hyaluronidase-2-like. Gene Ontology annotation, molecular function: hyalurononglucosaminidase activity. NCBI's taxonomy places the organism in Eukaryota, Metazoa, Chordata, Cladistia, Polypteriformes, Polypteridae. Gene Ontology annotation, biological process: carbohydrate metabolic process; hyaluronan catabolic process. The record is from RefSeq and is a predicted model, not a curated record. Bases 230 to 1696 code for a protein of 488 amino acids. The transcript is spliced from 5 exons.